UGGAAUCGUUCAGCGAUGGCAAUCAUCCCAUCUAAGGCUACUCCAGAGAUGCUUAAUCGAAAAAUUAACGAUGAUGAACGCAUCAUGUCUCGUUCAUCUGUAGAAUUUACGAAGAAAGUACGGCGAGAAGCAAUGGACCAAGACAAUCGUGCUCGUGGGAAACUUUUGAAACCAGAUUCUGUUUCCGACGAGUCUUCCAAGGAUAUAAAACGCAGAAGGACUUCAUCACCAGUUGUCCCCUCUGUUGAGGGAAGCCCAGGGGUUUUGACGAGAAGGAACAGAAAUUGA
Strongylus vulgaris is the source of this 288-nucleotide messenger RNA. NCBI's taxonomy places the organism in Eukaryota, Metazoa, Nematoda, Chromadorea, Rhabditida, Strongylidae. The record is from the annotation of a GenBank genome assembly.